AUGACGGCGGCGGCGACCAUGGAAGCACAAACGGCGCAAACUCCCUCCGAUCCGUCCUCCACCACCUUCCCGCGGUGGGUGAUGCUCGAACAGUACUUGAAGAUCGAGGCCGAGGGCUCCUUUUGCUCCACAUCCGGCGACGCCAGCAAGACAUUGGCGGCCGCCCGCACAAGCACCGGUCUCCCGAUCCAAGUGUCCCUCCGCCUCGCAGAGCCCCCAGCAGUUUCGUGCGUCUGCCUCCAGAUUCCUGACGGCCUUCAUGCAAAGGAUUCUGAGGUCCUCGCGGCGCACGGCGACUCCGUGCUCAUCGAGGUUUCCAUCGAAGAAAAGCAUGACUACACGACAGACUACUUCGUCUACAAUGCGUGCGCCGCCGCUGCGGAGCCCCCGCGGCUGCCGUCGCUGUCUUUGCUCCCGCCUUUCCAUCUCGGUUAUCAUGGCACCGGCCUCGUGCGCCGUGGCGAGGACGAGCUCGUCCUGGCGCGGCUCCUGACGGUGUCGUCGGCGAGAUCGGAACCGGCCACGCCGGAGCUGAUGAGGGUGGCCGACCUCUCCUUGUUCCGUGCUGGUGAGUGGAGCGUCAGGCGUCUGCAGAUCAGGUUUCGCGACACCAGUGAAUUUCGGGAACUUCCUACGUUCUGGAACGCCACCGUCCCUGUCGGCGACGGGCUACUCUGCUGGGUCGACCUACGGUGCCUGGGCAUUGUGCUCUGCGACGUGUUCGAGGAGACACCGAGGCUGCAGUAUCUACCACUCCCCAGGGAUAACAUAUGGGGGCGGCCAUCAAACCGCAACGUGUGCGUCACUGCUGGGGGCAACACGCUCAAGUUCGUCAACAUCUUUCCUCGUUGCUGCUGUGGCGGCGCUGGUGCCACCCGCUGCAAACUUUCUCGCCACGCCUACACCAUCCACACCUGGACGAUGAGGAUCGGCAAUGGCGACGACAUGGAGUGGGUGAAGGAUGGCAUGGUUGAUGCCACCGAGCUCUGGGCGCUCGACUCCUACAAGGGCCUCCGGAUCUUCCCACUUGACCACCCCGUCGUGAGCAUGGACGACCCUGACCUCAUCUGCUUCUGGUUGCACGAGCUCCCAGUUGAUGGCUAUUGGGAUUACAGAGACCGGUCCGUAGAUCUGCUAAUGGUCAACACGAGAAGCAAAACAAUACAUUCAGUCUCACGCUAUGAAGAUGGGUUGUUAUGCAUGCGAGAUGAUCAUCUGAUCCCCAGCAACGUAUCGUAUUUCUUCAAUUCUUGUCCUAGUAGUGGUGGUGAUGGUACAUUGAUAGGACAAAGGCAGAAGUGCAUUGAGAGGCAACCGCCAGCCAUCGUUGAUGAUGACGAGCAGCUAAUGAGAAUUAAGAGGCGACGUGCAAGCAUCACUACCAAUCCAACGUUGCAACCUGCUUCGAUCGCUGAGCCUUCUGUGCAAGCAUCAGAAAUCUCCGAGGCAUUUCAAGAGAUACCUAGCUAUGGAUUGGAUCAUGAUGAGAUAAUAAAAGCAUAUAGUAUUCUUAGCCGUGACAACUGCCGCGAGAUCAGAUCUUUUAUAAGGUUACCAAAGAAUGAGAGGAAGGAGUGGUUGUUGAUGGAGAUUAAGGCCAAUGAAGAAUGA
This is a messenger RNA of Miscanthus lutarioriparius, 1611 nucleotides long. The record is from the annotation of a GenBank genome assembly. NCBI's taxonomy places the organism in Eukaryota, Viridiplantae, Streptophyta, Magnoliopsida, Poales, Poaceae.